AUGUCAGGAAUGUAUGAACGACGGAUUGGACCAUCAGCUCUAGCAGCGCCUUAUGUGAGAGAGGAACAAAUAGAAUUCAACGAAAUUGAUCAGAAUGACGCAAGCUCGUUGAACGCACCAAUUCAAGAAGUGAGAAGAGAACAAACAAGUAUAGGAAAUAUGCCGAAGAAAAUCUGGCGUGCGAGGUAUCAAAAUGAAACGUCCAACAUCCAAACAAUUGAAAGGAAACAAUCCAAAGGAAACAAAGGUAACAUCAAAAGAAAGCAUCCGGAGCGUUCGACUCAUGCAGGUGAAAAGCGGUUCAAAUGCGAAACAUGCCCGAAGAGGUUCACUGCGCCAUCGGAUUUACCUAGACAUAUAA
Loa loa (African eye worm) is the source of this 361-nucleotide messenger RNA. RefSeq names its product zinc finger protein. The record is from RefSeq and is a predicted model, not a curated record. Lineage: Eukaryota; Metazoa; Nematoda; Chromadorea; Rhabditida; Onchocercidae. The annotation marks the transcript as partial. The transcript has a single exon.